AUGGCUAACACCCUUGGGGCAGCUGCUUCUUGCAGCAGCAACAGCAGCAGCAGCAGCAGCAGCAGCAGCGACAGCGUGACUAUCGACUGCAGCAGCAACAGCAGCAGCAGCAACAGCAGCAGCAGCGAGAGCUUCAAGGAUACUUAUAAACAAUCUUUACUAAAUGGCAACAAUAACAGCAGCAGCAACAGCAGCAGCAACAUUAGCAGCAACAGCAGCACAGACAGCAGCAGCGACGUCGGCAGCGAGAGCAGCAGCAGCAACAAUUGUCACUUUGACAGCAGCAGCAGCACAACAACAACUACCAGCACCACGAGCAGCAACAGCACUACCAGCAACAACAGCAACAGCAACACCACCAGCAGCAGCAGCAGCAACUGCAGCAGCAGCAGCAGCAGCAGUGGUUGGGUAUUAGAGGCCUUAGGCCCUGAGGGUUAUCUAUUAGAUGCUGCCUAUACACCGCAAAAACAUACAGAAUUCACUAAAAAUAUCAAGCAAUCACUUGCUGCAAGACAGCAGCGCCGAGCUACGGCAGCACCUGCAGCAGAAACAGCAGCAGCAGCAGCAACUGCAGCAACAGGAGGAUCUCCCAAGACAGGAGCAGCAACAGCAGCAACAGCAGCAACAGCAGCAACAGCAGCAACAGCAGCAACAGCAGCAGAGGAUGCUUGGCUAUCUGUUGAUGAUAUUCGUUCCUUAGAUGAUAGAGACACAAAGAGACAAAGACGUGAUUCAUCAUCAUCAUCAUCUGCUGCUGCAGCAGCAGCUGCAGCAGCAGCAGCAGCAGCAGCAGCAGCUCCCGCACCUCCGUGGAAGCAGCUCCCUCAACAGCAACAGCAACAGCAGCAGCAGCAGCAGCAGCAGAAGAGGAAGCCUGUAUCUAGAUGUUUUUAUACAGCACUACAUAUUGAAUUAUAUGAUUUGCUGCAGUUGCUGCAGCCAACAGCAGCAGAGCAGCAGCAAAGAUUAAGAGCAGCAGCAAACCUGCAGUUAGCAGCAGCAGCAGCAUUCCCUGGUUCUUGCUGCUGCUUUUUUGGAUCCCAAGCAACAGGACUUUAUUUACCAUAUGCAGAUCUAGAUGCUGCAUUAUAUAUACCUCCUUCUUUCUUCAACAGCAGCAGCAGCAACAGCAGCAGCAGCAGCAGCAGCAGCAGCAGCAACAGCAGCAAAAGCAGCAAAACACUUCUAGAGACACCUAUUGACCCAAAAAACAGCAAAAAAAACCCCACAACCCCCCCCACCACCACCACCACCAGCAGCAGCAGCAGCAGCAGCAGCAGCAACAAGAAUAACAGCAGCAAUAAGAAUAUAAAUCUGUUGAAGCCCCUCAUACUCUCUAUUAAACUCUUACUUAAACUUCUAAAUCCUUCCUUAUUUGCUGCUGCAGCGCAGCAGCAGCUGCUGCUUAGUCAUCUCUUCUUAGAAUUCUUAAAAUUCUAUGGAAUUGAAUGGGACCUAGAUAAGUGGGGAGGAUGUGUUCGUGGUGGUGGUCAUCUAUUCCUUAAAUCUACACAAAUGGCAGCAGCAGCAGCAGCAGCAGCAACAACAGCAACAGCAGCAGGAAGAGACGAUUUGCUGCGGGGGGGACCUCAUCCCCAGCGCUUCUGCAUGGAAAGCCCCCUAGAUCCUAUAUUGGACGUGGGUCGUAAUUCUUACAACUUUAAUCACAUCCGCACCGUCUUCGCGCAUGCAUACUUCACUUUAUUGGAUCGUCAGCUGCGGUGGAAUGAACGUGGAGAGACGGAUGAGAGUCUACUGUCUGCCUUAUUCUGCCCAUCACAUCCAAUCUUUUCCUUAAGACCUUUUUGUCCCCUUUCUGCAGCAGCAAAGCAAACCCUACGUAAUGCAGGUUAUGCUGUUAUGGACUGCAGCAGCAGCAGCAGCAGCAGCAGCAGCAGCAGCAGGAGACGACGGAGACGCAGCAAGAGUAGGAGAGAUGAUUCGCCUCGCAAACAAGAGGGACAUAGACGGAGAAGAAGGAGCAGGAGCUGCAGCAGCAACAGCAUGAGUAUGAGCAGCAGCAGCGGCAGCGACAGCAGCAGCAGCAACAACAACAGCAGCAGCGAUAGUGAUAGCGACACCGAUGCAGCAGCAGCAGCAGCAGCAGCAGCAUGGGGGGCCCCUAAGUAUUCUUUUAUGUACAUGAGUCUCCCUCGGUCUUUGCUGCAGGAGACACUAAAUGAAUUACUUGCUGUCUCCGAGGGAUGGCCGCAGCAGCAGCUGCAGCAGAAGCAGCAGCAGCAAAAGCAGCAGCAGCAGCAGCAGCAGCAGCAGCAGCAGCAGCAGCAGCAGCAGCAGCAGCAGCAGGUGGAUUAG
This is a messenger RNA of Eimeria maxima, 2316 nucleotides long. RefSeq lists its product as hypothetical. The record is from RefSeq and is a predicted model, not a curated record. Bases 1 to 2316 code for a protein of 771 amino acids. The transcript has 8 exons. NCBI's taxonomy places the organism in Eukaryota, Apicomplexa, Conoidasida, Eucoccidiorida, Eimeriidae.